Messenger RNA from Cloeon dipterum, 2051 nucleotides. Its product is annotated as carboxypeptidase B-like. The transcript has 6 exons. Gene Ontology annotation, biological process: proteolysis. The record is from RefSeq and is a predicted model, not a curated record. Gene Ontology annotation, molecular function: zinc ion binding; metallocarboxypeptidase activity. Bases 199 to 1962 code for a protein of 587 amino acids. NCBI's taxonomy places the organism in Eukaryota, Metazoa, Arthropoda, Insecta, Ephemeroptera, Baetidae.
AGGAGCCGGCCGCGGUGACCUACUACUCGAGGGUUCUCCGCUUGGCAUCGGCGGCGGCCGCUUCAGUGCUGAAUUUACUUUUGAUCCGCGAAGACAAAAGAAGCGGAACAACAAAAAGUGCGCGAGCGUCGGGCUUACGUAUAAUGCGGUGCAGUUGUCGCCUUCGAAACGUGUGAAAGUGCUCCAUCAUCUCGAGCAAUGAAACUUCUUGUGGUUUUGCUUUUGUUCGCCGCCGCCGCAGCCGCCGUUCUUUGCUCGGCCGCCAGCGCCCCCGGCCCACUCGAAUGCGCCCCAGCGGGCGCACCAUGUGCCCGGGCCUUCAGAAACGUCGCCGCCAAGGACGCCAAGGACGAGAACGACGACGAGAUCUCCCUCGGCUCCAUCUUUAGCUCCAUUUUCGCCUUUUUCAGCGAUGGAUUCAAGAGUAUUUUUGGUGGAGAAAACGAAGAGAUUGCCCAGGAAAAAGAAUCCAAGGCGCCGCCAAAAUACACAAGAGUUCUCUACAAAAAUUGGCGUCUGGUGAAGGCGACUCCCAGGUCACAGGACCAGCUGGAUGAAAUGUACACAAUUGAGGAGGACUUUGACAAAGUGUCCUACUGGAAGCACCCGACGUUCCGCAACGAGAGCUGCGACUUCAUCGUUCCUCCAGGAAUGAUGAACGUGGUGGAAGAUUUCCUUCGAGAGCGACAAAUCAGUUAUAAAAUCGUCACGAACGACCUGCAGAAAAUGAUCGGAGCCGCAAACCCAAAAAUGAUGAAGGAGCAGCGAGACGCUAUUAUAAACGAGGUUGGCCACACGAUGACCUGGAUAAGAUACCACAGAUACUCAGAUAUUCUAAAUUACAUGGACCACUUAAAAAGGAAAUACCCUGAUAAGGUGUCUGUGAUCAAAAUUGGCAAGUCGACAAGAGGACUGUCAUUGAGGGUGCUCAAGAUCUCGACUGGCCAAGCCGAAAAUGUAACAGCAAAACCAGCCAUUUGGAUUGAUGGUGGCACACACGCUCGCGAGUGGAUUUCCCCUGCUGUGGCCACUUACAUAAUGAAGCAACUGGCCGAGUACUCGAAGACAAACCAACUAAUAGUCAACUCCUUUGACUGGUACAUCAUGCCUGUGCUCAAUCCGGACGGCUACGAGUACUCGCACACGAGUGACCGCCUGUGGCGCAAAACCCGCUCCAAGAACAAGGACGAUGGUCGGGCCCUGUGGGGCGACCUUUUCAACUUCUGCGGCGACGAUGUGGGCGUCGACCCCAACCGCAACUGGGACUUCCAGUGGAGCAAGCAAGGCGCCUCGGACAGCCCUUGCUCGGACACCUACGCCGGGCCCAAGCCAUUUUCGGAGCCCGAGGUCAAGGCGGUUGCCGACUUUUUGCUCGAUAACAUGGUGAACAUGAAAUUCUUCCUCACUCUCCACUCUUUUGGCCAAAUGUGGCUGCUGCCGUGGAGUUACACUUCUGAGAGGGUGGCCGACUUUGACGACCUUAUGAGCAUGGGAAAGAAGGCCACCGACGCGAUUGCCAAGUUCAGAGGCACCAAGUACAAGAUCGGAUCGACCACGAAGCUGCUUUACCAUUCUGCAGGCAGUGCAGAUGACUGGGCCAAAGCGGUCGCUGGAAUCAAGUAUGCAUAUACUGUCGAACUACCCGACAAAGGAGAUAGCGGAUUCCUCUUGCCUGCCAGCGAAAUCACUCCAACUGGCAAAGAAACGUUUGCUGGCAUCAAAGCAAUGACCGAGGCGUACGUGGAGAAGUAUCAUCCCAGUUGGAUGACCGCGGCCAGAAAGCCAAAACCAGCGCAGUCCUCUGCCACGAAACCAAAACCAAACCCCGCGAGUAGCCAGCCUGUGAAUGCUUCAGCGACUGGCGCCAAGAAUAAAGGCGUCGUGAAGAGAGGCCAGCCAAUACGCAUUGUCGUCGCGAAACCAAAUGCCAAUAAUCAGCUAAAUAAGAGAACUGGAAACUGAAUUUGUGUGCCAACGAAAUGGACGUUGUUGCGAGUGUAAUUUAAAGAGUGUCUGAUUUUCUUAUAGUAUUAAACUGAAUCAUUUAUUUA